AUGGAUGGUAGUACAACUAAUCUAGUAGUGUCAAAUCUCACUGACACAGUUAGUUUUUGUGCGAAACGUAGAAAGGUUAUUCACAAGACAGAAAUUGACUAUGAACCUCUGAAUAAAUGGUGGGAAAGACCAGCUAAAGAUGAAUCAAGCAUUCAAUGGGAUUAUUUAGAACACAAUGGUGUGAUGUUUGCACCUCCAUAUCAAGCACACAAAGUACCACUUAUUUAUGAUGGGAAAGAGAUUGAGUUACCAAAUGAAUCGGAAGAGAUCGCAACUUAUUGGGCUCAAAUUUUAGAUACUGAAUGGUCUUCCAAAGAAAGGUUUGUAAAGAAUGCUAAGGAAGCUUUCAUUAGCUCAAUUCCCAAAGGUCAUAUUUUGUACAAAAAUUGUAAUUGGGAUAAGUGUGACUUUUCUUUAAUAAAAGAGCACUUUGAUGAAGAGAAGGAGCGCAAAAAAAAUAUGAAUAAAGAACAAAAGGAACAACAAAAGAGAAUAAAGAAUGAAAGUGAAUCACCAUAUAUUUAUGCAUUAGUUGAUUGGAUAAAAGAAAAAGUUGGUAAUUUUAGAAUAGAACCUCCAGGGCUCUUUAGAGGACGUGGAGAACAUCCCAAGUCUGGGAUGCUUAAAAAAAGAAUAUUCUCCGAAGAAGUAACAUUAAAUGUUGCCGAAGAUGCUCCGGUACCAAAAGUUGAUUCAAGUAUAAUUGGACAUGCUUGGAAAGAUGUUUUUCAUGAUAGUAAUGUAACCUGGUUAGCAUAUUAUAAAGACAGUAUUAAUAAUCAGUUUAAGUACAUUUUUUUAUCGGCAUCAAGUGGAUUUAAAGGGAUGAGUGAUUAUAACAAAUAUGAGAAGGCAAGAAAACUCAAGAAUUUUAUCCAUGCUAUACGUGAUGACUAUAACAAAAAGAUGAAAAGUAAUGAUAUUAUUCACAGACAAUUAGGAACUGCUACUUAUUUGAUAGACUUUUUAGCUUUAAGAGUGGGAGGAGAAAAGGAUAUUGAGGAAGAAGCAGAUACUGUAGGUUGUUGUUCUUUGAGAGUAGAACAUAUUUCCUUUAAUGAAGACAGCAAGUCAAUAACAUUGGAUUUUCUGGGUAAGGACUCUAUUAGAUAUUUCAAUACUGUCUGCAUUGAUGCAGCAGCUUUUUACAAUUUAAUGCUGUUCUGUAAGAACAAGGAAAAACAUGAAAAUGUUUUUGAUCAAAUAAAUAUGAGUUCUUUAAACCAAUAUUUAAAAUCUAUAAUGCCGGAACUUUCUGCUAAAGUAUUCCGUACAUUCAAUGCUUCAAUUACUUUAGAAAGAGAACUACUAAAACUUAGAAGUUUGACUAAUUUCAGUAAUCAAACCACAAAGUCCAACCUUGACUUGGUUAAGAAUGAAUUUGGAAUAAAGAGUGAUGAUAUAAAACAAGACGAUCUAUUAAGAUCAAAUUUAAACAAUAUUGUAGAUAUUACAAAUGUAAAUGAUAUUUUACGUUUUUAUAAUGAUGCAAAUAGAGAAGUUGCUAUUUUAUGUAAUCAUCAAAGGUCUAUCCCAAAACAACAUGAAUCUUCUAUGGAAAAGCUCUUGAAACAACAAUUGGAGCUUCAAGAAGAUCUGAAAAUAUGUGAGGUAUAUUUAAGAUUGUUGAAAAAGAAUCCUAACAAGUCAAUUACAUUAAAAGAUCUUCCAAAAUUAUCUACUGAAACUUCUUUCAAUGGAAAACCACGCAAAUUUCCUAUAAACUUGAGUUCAAACUCAGAAAUUAUACAGAAAAAGCUGGAUUCCAUAAAAACAAAAUUAUCUAAUCUGGAAUUAAAAAUAAAAAUAAAGGAUGAUAAUAAGACAGUAUCUCUAAAUACUUCGAAGUUAAAUUAUAUGGAUCCGAGGAUAUCUGUAGCAUUUUGUAAAAAAUAUGAAUUGCCAAUUGACAAAGUAUUCAAUAGGAGCCUCCGAACAAAGUUUCCUUGGGCUAUGUAUACUAGAUCUGAUUUUUCAUUUUAG
Messenger RNA from Cryptosporidium muris RN66, 1983 nucleotides. RefSeq names its product DNA topoisomerase I, putative. Gene Ontology annotation, molecular function: DNA topoisomerase type I (single strand cut, ATP-independent) activity; DNA binding. Gene Ontology annotation, cellular component: chromosome; nucleolus. Bases 1 to 1983 code for a protein of 660 amino acids. The record is from RefSeq and is a predicted model, not a curated record. NCBI's taxonomy places the organism in Eukaryota, Apicomplexa, Conoidasida, Eucoccidiorida, Cryptosporidiidae. The transcript has a single exon. Gene Ontology annotation, biological process: chromosome segregation; DNA topological change; DNA replication.